UCUUUUUUGUUACAGCAUGGGUGUGACUUUCAGCUCCCCCUCCCUGUUAUGUCACUACUUCAACUCCUUGGAAUCAGAAUAAAAACUGCAGCAAACUUCAGAGUCAUUGACUGCAGGCUCAACAAGAGUUAGGGCUUUUUGUCUUUGUGCAGCUUGCAAGGAUCUGUCAAGUUUUUUGCAAAAGUAACUCUGAGGAAACAAUGGUUAAGUUAUUGUUGUGGGCAACUUUUGGAUUAUGUUUUCUUAAGCUUUGUGAAGCACAGACACAAUUUAAUAUAAGUUGCAGAUAUGCUGGGGUUUUCCAUGUUGAAAAAAAUCGUCGCUACAGUCUUAUGAGAGAAGAUGCAAUUGUACUCUGCAGAGCUCUCAAUAGUACCUUGCCAACAAUGGAACAAAUGAAAAAAGCAUACCAACUUGGGUUUGAAACGUGCAGGUACGGUUUCAUAGAAGACAAAAUUGUACUUCCACGGAUCAACCCCUAUCACCUUUGUGCAGCAAACUAUACAGGGAUUUAUGUACUUUCAUCAAAUACAACACAGCCCUAUGAUACUUACUGUUACAAUGCAUCAGAAACAAGAGACAAAGCCUGUGAACCAAUUCAAAAGCUAGAUUUAAGUUUCGAUAACUCUUCACUUGCUGAUCAGAACCAAAUAGUCAUUGAUAAUGCAGAUGGCUCACGUUAUACCGACGGUGUGAAAAAUCCUGACCCAACACCAGCUGGCUAUGAUAAUACUGUGGGUAGUGGUUCAUCACAGGACACAAGUACAAUGAUUCAUGAUGAUCUUGCAUUGGAUUUUUCUGGAGCAGGCAAAAAGCAAUAUACUUCAACAGGCCCUGGUGAUGAAAACAUAUCAAUGGGUACUACAGCUUCUUCUAUUCCAAUGGAACCUAAGGAUUUUCCUGGAAAAGACAGUAACGAUCCCUACAAGCAGCAUCCCACAAGUUCUACUGUGGAUCUGUAUCGUAUUGAACCUCAGGAAGCUUCUGUACCAUCUCAGUGGAGUCCAAUCCAUUGGUCGUGGUCCCAUCAACAUCCCCAGGAACAGGAACCAACUCAGGCAUCAGGGGCAGAUAAGGAUUUAGACGACAGUUAUCCAGAAGAAGAAACUGAAGAUCCAUUUAGUUCUGAUUAUGUUUCUGGAUGGGAUGACGAGUACAAGGAAAAGAGUCCUUCAAUUACAACUAUGGAUUCUCAAAAUGCUAUAUUUCUGAAAAACACUACACAAUCUCAUUGGAGACCUGCCUAUAUAGAGGACAAGGAGAACAAGCCUACCUCUUCCAGCAAGGAUGUGGACUCCCAUGGUGAUGCAAAGCAAGUAGAUUCAACCCAAGAUCCUUUGUUGCAUAAUGUUCAUCUUGGAUGGGACAAGCAGGAGAGCAGUACCAGAAAUAGCACUGUGGAUACUGUGAAGCCUACACUUUUCCAUGAAGUGGAAAGUGGCCAUUCUUCUUCAGCAGCUGAGGACUCCAGCAAAGAAGAGCCAACCCAAGAUCCACUGUUCCUUGGUGUUCAUCCUGGAAGGAAUGUUAUAGACCACUCUCUCAAUGCCACCAAUGAUAAUGUGCUACCUGGAAUUACUCCUCCAACUAAAAGUGAACAUUCUCCUACAGUGAUCGCCAGUAAAGAAAAAGAACCUGAAGAUUCAACCGAAGAUCCGUUGUUUCACGGCAUUCAUCCUGGAAGGAAUGUUGUAGAUCAUUCUCUCUCAAAUGUCACUAAGGAUAAUGUACUAUCUGGAAUGUCUCCUCCAAGUGAAAGUGAACAUUCUUCAACAGCAGAAGACUCAAGUGAGGGUGCCAGACUUGAAGGCUCAACCCCUAGCUCACUGUCCCCUUUUGAAUCAGGAUGGGACAGUAAAGACAAAUAUCCCGCAAAUACCACUGGGGAUAGCAUGCUACAUGGACUUAUUCCUCCAAAUAUGAGAGAACAUGAAGAAAAUGAAACUUCUCAUUCAGCAGCUGUGACUUCCAUUGAUGGUUCCCUACGUGAACACUCAACCCAAGUUUCACCAUCUGUUGUGGAUCACCUAGGAGGGAGCACUGAGGAAAAGUAUCCCACAAAAACUAUCGAGAAGAAUGUGCUAUUUGAUCUUACACCACCAAGUGCAAGCAAAAGGGAAGAUCAAGCUACUCAUAGAGAUGUGACCUCCAAAUCUGAAGCCUCAACCCAAGGGUCGCUUUGGCAUGGUAUUCCCCCUGAAUGGGGAAAUGGAAAUGAGUCUUCCACAACUACCCCCAAGGAUGGUGUUCUACCUGGAAUUAUUCCUCCAAGGGAAAGGGAUCAUAAAAAUGACAGUUCUCAUACAGUAAACUCAACCAUCAUCAUAACAGAUGUUGUCUCCACUGAUGAAAGCUCAACCCAAGAUUCCCUGACACCAGCUCAUGAACCAGGAUGGGGACCUGAGGCCAAACAUCCCAUUAGUACUUCGAGGAAGAAUGUAUCACGUGAAACUACUCCACCAAAUGGAAAAAAAGAAGGAGCUGUGACUUCCACACCUGAAGCUUCAACCCAGGAGCCUCUUUGGCAUGCUAUUCCCCCUGAGUGGGACAAUGGAAAUGAGUAUUCUACAACUACCCCCAAGGAUGUUGCGUUACCUGGAGUUACUCCUCUAAGAGAAAGAGAUCAUAAAAAUGACACCUCUCAUACAGCAGUUUUCUUCACUGAUGCCAAACCUGAGGACACAACCCAAGAUUCUCUGACACCAGCUCAUAAACCAGGAUGGGAACCUGAGGCCAAACCUCCCCCUAGUACUUCGAGGGAACAUGUGUCACAUGAAACUGCUCCACCAAAUGGAAAUGAAGAAGGAAGUGAAUCUUCUCAUAUGGGUACCACUGUGACCUCCAGACCUGAAGCCUCAACCCAAGAGUCUGUUUGGCAUAAUAUUCCUCCUGAAAGGGGCAAUGGAAACGAGUAUUCUACAGCUACCUCCAAAGAUGUUGCACUACCUGGAGUUACCCCUCCAAAGGAUAGAGAUCAUAAAAAUGACACCUCUUACACAGUUGUGGAUUCCACUGAUGGUUCCAAAUAUGAAGCUUCAACCCAAGAGCCACUGACACCUGGAAGGGAUAAGGAAGACAUAUAUCCCACAAAGAAUACAAGGCCUACUGUGAUACCUAAUCUUUUUCCCGAAAUUGAAAGAGAUCCUGGCAGAAAACCCACCCCUCCAACUACCAGCUCUACAACUAAUAGAUCUGGCCGCAGAGGACCACACGUAGGAGUUAUGGAUGUAACUUCUUUUCCUGGGCAGUCCACAACAAAAGUAGUAAUUUCACAACCAAGAACAGCAAAGAUACCAGAUUGGCUGAUCAUUGUUGCUGCGCUUGUGGCUCUGAUAUUGAUUCUUGCAGUCUGCAUUGCUGUCAACAGUCGGAGAAGAUGUGGACAGAAGAAGAAACUAGUGAUUAACAAUGGCAAAGGGGCAGUGGAGGACAAGAAGAUAGGUGGACUGAAUGGAGAAGCCAGCAGGUCUCAAGAAAUGGUGCAUUUGGUGCAUAAAGAACAGUCAAAUGACCGAACGGGACAAUGUGAUGAAUUCCUGACCACUGACGAAACACAAAAUCAAGAGGCUGACACGAAGACUGGGGUGUAAUAAUGGUGGGCAAUCUUGUAGAUCAAGAGUUGGGGAAGUCAAAUUCUUAUGGAACUGGGACUGGAACCCACAGAUGCACUGUGCUACUGAUCUAUUUUGAGCAUAAUUAAGCAUACAUUUCCUGCUUCUUUUUACAUUUUAAAAAAUCAUGUCCAAGUUAUAAAAUUGACAAUGCUUUCUUAACUAAGCCCCUGAGCCAUGCAUAAAUCUUGCAGAUUCCAGUUCCUACCAGGAGGAUGCUCAUCUUCUGUUGUGUGUUAUGAGGGAUGGAAGUUUAUAUGAUGUUUUCCCCAGUUGUAAUACCUUCACUGAGUGAAGCUAUGGAAAUAUGUAGUCACUUCAACUUAGAGGCAUUUAUGGUAUUACAUUUAUCAUGGUAGAAGCAUAAGUGAGGAAGAAAUACUUAGAGAAAAAAAAGGUUAAAGGAAAAGACCCAUAAAAGAUUCUAUAACACUAGAAUCCUUCAAAAUUGCCUCGUGGCUCUGAAAAGUUUGGUCAGUGAAUUCCAGAGUUGCUGUUGCUUGAGGCAAACUGUGGCAUGUUAUGAUAUGUAAUGAGAGAACCCCAAAGCUUAUUUAUCUCUUCAUUUCUAAAAAUCCACGGACAUGCAAUGCCAAUAAUUCUUAUUAGGAAGUGGGGGUGGAAAUGGAGACAUGAAAACUUGAGUUGAUACAUAAUAAACUUCUAUACUUUUUAUCUUUAACGAUCUGUGGAGUUUCUUCAGUUUUGAAGCUGUAUUGCUCUUCCCCAUUGAUCAUAGUUUCAGUAUGUUUUUUUUAAUGCGCUUUGUUUGUUAGGAUGAUAAAUAAAUGCAGCGACCCCAGCUGAAACACCCAUUUAGAAAUCCAGCAAUAGGAAAGGAUCAAAGAAGAUAGGCAGUGUUUUGUUUCCUGUGCAAUAGGGCUGUAUCUCUCCCUGUACACAAUUUUUAUUUUGAGGCGCUGAGUCUAACACACAGCUUGUUUUUUGGCAUAAUUAUUGCAUGUUGCACCAUUUUGCUGAUAUUUUUAAAAGCCAAAUUAAAUUUAUGUGAUGUUCUUUUCUACUGUGAAUUCCACUUCAUCCAUCUUUUUUUUUUUAAAUUCUGUUUAUUAAAAAUGCCAAAAGAAAUAUUGUUCACUUGUUGGAACAAGAAGUUGGAAAUCUCCAAAAGAUCAAAGGAAUUGAAAGCAGACAACUCUAACAACAUAGAAUAGCUGCAGCUGCAUUGCCACAUGUUUUAAUUUUUUCCCCUUUGUAUGCCCAUUUAUGUAAAGUAUUUGUUUUAAGCUAAGAUGCUAUACAGUACAGUAUGUUUCUUUGUGCAAAUAUGCAGUCAGUGCAGUCCAACUGCCAUUAACAGCCUGUUUUCAACACCAUUGUCAAG
Messenger RNA from Gavialis gangeticus (Gharial), 4956 nucleotides. It is a transcript of the gene CD44, whose product is annotated as CD44 molecule (Indian blood group). Gene Ontology annotation, cellular component: plasma membrane; macrophage migration inhibitory factor receptor complex; basolateral plasma membrane. The record is from RefSeq and is a predicted model, not a curated record. The coding region runs from base 201 to 3590 and encodes 1129 amino acids. Gene Ontology annotation, biological process: inflammatory response; positive regulation of ERK1 and ERK2 cascade; cell adhesion. The transcript has 23 exons. Gene Ontology annotation, molecular function: hyaluronic acid binding; cytokine receptor activity. NCBI's taxonomy places the organism in Eukaryota, Metazoa, Chordata, Crocodylia, Gavialidae.